AUGGAUCGAUAUAGAAAUUCUAAAUACAUUAAAAUCUUUAGGAAACUUGUGUAUUGCUUGCUUUUCAUAAUCAGAUAUAAGAUAGUUUAAAAUAUUAGGUAUAGAUAACGGUAGAGAAUGAAAAAAGCUUUUAAAACAAGAAUAGAUCAUCCCAAAAUGACUUUUCUUAAUAUUUUAGACUUUUCAUCAAACUAAUUUCAUAUAAACCCAAAAUUUAGAUCCGCAACUAAUUUUAAUACUGUCUAUAUCUAAAAUGGUACAGCUGUAAACUCUCCUUAAGAUUCAGAUGAGGAAUUUUAUCAUCUUAAACCAAGAAAGUCUUUGGUGCACAAGUUUUCAAUAGAGGAAGAAUUAAUGCGUAAAAAAUUAUCUAAAUCCCAAUAAAAACUAUACUUAAUGACUGGGUCAAAUUCAGUUUUAAAUUAAUAUGUAACAAAGAAAUUAAACUAAACUUAUCAAAAGUCAAUUGAAAAGCCACAAUAAAACGUAAUACUUCCAUAAAAUUCUAAAAAUAAUGUUGCAAGAUAAAAUUAAUCAGUCUACUUACCUAAUAUCAGAAUAAAAAAACUUAAUUGA
Molecule: messenger RNA, 576 nt
Organism: Paramecium tetraurelia
Lineage: Eukaryota; Ciliophora; Oligohymenophorea; Peniculida; Parameciidae
Exons: 1
Source: RefSeq, a predicted model, not a curated record